This is a messenger RNA of Hemicordylus capensis (graceful crag lizard), 4427 nucleotides long. It is a transcript of the gene ARMC8, whose product is annotated as armadillo repeat containing 8. Gene Ontology annotation, biological process: proteasome-mediated ubiquitin-dependent protein catabolic process. Gene Ontology annotation, molecular function: protein binding. The record is from RefSeq and is a predicted model, not a curated record. The transcript is spliced from 23 exons. The coding region runs from base 342 to 2423 and encodes 693 amino acids. NCBI's taxonomy places the organism in Eukaryota, Metazoa, Chordata, Lepidosauria, Squamata, Cordylidae. Gene Ontology annotation, cellular component: GID complex.
CCCAAAGGUCCAAAAGUAGAGCUCGCGCGCUACGCCUCUGACCCUGAGCUCCGUAAGCAGGUGAUGCUUAAACCCACCUACUUCCGGCAAUAAUCCCUCCUUCCGUUGAACGAGUUCUCCUGACGCAUGCGCUCUAUUCGUCUCACGGCGAAGCAGUUUGUUUUUUUCGUUAGCCGAUUCGAGCCGAACGGGCGUAUUCCCUUCCUACCCCCCCCCCGCUCCUCUCCCGGCGAUGUGGCCGCGCUUGGCGGCGGCGGCUCAAGCAGCAGCAGCAACAGCAGUAACAGUCGUGGCACCGGCUGUUGCGUGGGGUUGAACGGCUAGCAGUGGCGCGCACCAAGAUGGCGUGUGUACUGGAGACACCGCUCCGCAUGAGUGUCCUGUCGGAAGUCACAGCUAGCAGUCGCCAUUAUGUUGACAGACUAUUUGAUCCGGAUCCUCAGAAGGUUCUGCAAGGUGUCAUAGAUAUGAAAAAUGCUGUAAUUGGAAACAACAAACAAAAAGCCAACUUGAUUGUUUUGGGAGCAGUUCCAAGGUUGCUGUACUUGCUUCAGCAAGAAACCUCCAGUACAGAGCUAAAAACUGAAUGUGCAGUGGUGCUAGGAAGCCUUGCAAUGGGUACAGAAAACAAUGUUAAAUCUCUACUGGACUGCCAUAUCAUACCAGCCUUAUUACAAGGAUUACUGUCACCAGAUCUUAAAUUUAUUGAAGCUUGCCUCAGGUGUCUUCGCACCAUUUUCACCAGUCCCGUAACUCCUGAAGAACUGUUGUACACGGAUGCUACAGUUAUUCCUCACCUCAUGGCACUGCUCAGUAGGUCUCGAUAUACUCAAGAAUACAUAUGUCAGAUCUUCUCACAUUGCUGCAAACUCCGACACUGGCAUAGCUGCGGCUUUAAAUCCUCGCCUCAGCCACUUCUAUGUGCCAAUGGACCAGACCACCAGACAGUUCUGUUUAACCAUGGAGCAGUGCAGAAUAUUGCUCAUCUCUUAACUUCUACAUCUUAUAAAGUUCGAAUGCAGGCACUGAAAUGUUUCUCAGUUCUAGCCUUUGAAAACCCCCAGGUAUCAAUGACUCUUGUAAAUGUGUUGGUUGAUGGAGAAUUAUUACCGCAGAUUUUUGUGAAGAUGUUACAAAGAGACAAACCUAUUGAAAUGCAGCUCACAUCAGCCAAAUGCCUUACUUACAUGUGCAGAGCUGGAGCAAUCCGCACUGAUGAUACCUGCAUUGUGUUAAAGACGCUACCGUGUUUGGUACGGAUGUGUAGUAAGGAGAGACUACUAGAGGAGCGAGUAGAUGGAGCAGAGACUCUUGCCUAUUUGAUUGAAACAGAUGUUGAACUACAAAGAAUUGCCAGUAUUACUGAUCACCUUAUUGCAAUGCUUGCAGACUACUUCAAAUAUCCCAGUUCAGUGAGUGCCAUCACUGAUAUUAAAAGGCUUGAUCAUGACUUAAAACAUGCUCAUGAACUGCGCCAGGCUGCAUUCAAGCUCUAUGCUGCACUUGGAGCGAAUGAUGAAGAUAUACGAAAAAAGAUAAUUGAAACUGAAAAUAUGAUGGACCGAAUUGUGAAUGGCUUAUCUGAAUCUAGCAUCAAGGUGCGCUUAGCUGCAGUCAGAUGUUUGCACAGUUUGUCACGAUCUGUACAGCAGCUCCGAACAAGUUUCCAGGAUCAUGCUGUAUGGAAGCCUCUAAUGAAGGUCUUACAGAAUGCUCCUGAUGAAAUCUUAGUGGUAGCAUCUUCCACUCUAUGCAAUCUUCUUUUAGAAUUUUCUCCAAGCAAAGAGCCUAUUCUAGAAUCAGGAGCCGUAGAACUUCUUUGUAGUUUAACCCAGAGUGACAAUCUAGCAUUACGAGUGAAUGGAGUUUGGGCUUUAAUGAAUAUGGCAUUUCAAGCAGAACAAAAGAUCAAAGCAGACAUUUUGCGAGGCUUGAGUACAGAGCAGCUAUUCCAGUUACUCUCAGAUUCUGAUGUAAACGUACUGAUGAAGACUUUGGGACUGCUUAGAAACCUUUUAUCUACUCGUCCUCAUAUAGAUCAGAUAAUAAGUACUCAUGGGAAGCAAAUCAUGCAAGCAGUGACGCUCAUUUUGGAAGGAGAGCACAAUGUAGAGGUCAAAGAACAGACAUUAUGUAUACUUGCCAACAUAGCAGAUGGAACAACAGCAAAAGAACUUAUAAUGACAAAUGAUGAUAUUUUGCAAAAAAUAAAGUAUUACAUGAGUCAUUCGAAUGCUAAACUUCAGCUGGCUGCCAUGUUUUGUGUAUCUAAUCUUAUUUGGAAUGAAGAAGAAGGUUCCCAAGAACGCCAGGAUAAGCUCAGAGAUAUUGGAAUAGUAGAUAUUCUACAUAAAUUGAGCCAGUCAUCAGAUCCAAACCUUUGUGACAAGGCAAAGACAGCACUCCAGCAGUAUCUUGCAUGAUCAAAGACAAGUUGAACUUUUGUACAACUCUCAAAGUUAUAUAAUAAGGAAUAACGGGAAAUAGCCGCACCUGAUUCCUUAUCUUUUGCACAAGGCACCUUGGGCUGCAUUUCUCUCAGGUGCAGGGAGCUGCUUGGAGGGAGCAGUUUAAGCGAUCAGGUCUCCAAUGCACUUGAGGACUUUAUUGAGGUAGUUCCUUUACUCAGAAGACUAUUCUGGGAUUAUUAUUUUUCCUCAGCUACCUGAACUCUACUAGAACAAUCAGUCAUCUUCCCCCCCCCUCCCUUUGGGCCUACAGUUUUCUGCUUAUACUGCAGCCAGUGUAUGGCUGUGUCUGGGUGGGUGUGAUACCUCAGAGCUUGUUUUUCUUUUUUGUGUUUUUUCUACAGAUUUUCAAGGGUUAACCAUUCUUUGCUGUAUGAAAACUUUAAAGAAUUAUAUACGAUUUGAAUUGAAAUGUUAUUUAAAAACAGUUUGUCCCAUGAAGUUUAUUUUGAACAGAUGAAUGUUUUUAAGUAAAAUAUAUGCAUUUGUUAAACCUCAACUAAAUGUACCUGUACUUCCUCUUUUGAAACAAAAUGAGGUGAGAUCUAGAUGACUGGUAAGACAUGUAACGUAACUAAAGCUAGCUUUCUACUGCCAUCUGAUACUAGCUCCAGCUUCCUAGAUUUGGAACAGCAAAAUUCAGAGAGCCUAAGGUAGGAGCCUUCGUAAAUACACUUUUAGAUUAUACCAAGGUUGAACGUCCAGAAAUCGUACCUGUUGGGUUUACCCAGCAAGAAAAAUACAGUUCCCCGUGCCAGUGCCACUGCUGCCUCAGAAAAACUACACUUGUUAUAAAACUCUGCAUCAUUUGUAGAGAAGUUGAACUUGUGAUGGAUUGAUUGUAAUGAAAAACUGGUUGCUCUUGUUUGGAACUGCAUGUACACCUGAAAAAAGAGUCCCAUCAAAGACCUGGCUGCAAAUUGGACCCCAAAUAUUUUUUGUAGUAUUCCAGGAGUGCAUGACGGUGGGACUAAACAGUUCCUGCAGCAGAAGAGAAUAGGAUUAAGAUGAGGUUUUAAUGCUUGCCAUCUGUCUCAUGCUUUCUAGUUCACGAAGUAUGUUGCCUGUGGUCUAAGGCCACUGACGUAUGAGUCCAAGGACAAGAGUGCCAGCCAGAGGCUGAGUGUCUCAUUUCAUUCACCAGCUUUGGUCAUUGCAAACCUUUAUCUACAAUCAUUCACAUGUAUAGUCGUACUGCAUUGAUUAUUCAAAGCGAAGGUUAGAGUUUGGGCCCCUGGCUGGAAAUAUGAAAGAGCAGGAGGGAGGUUGCAAAAUGAAACCAGAAUUGUUUGUAUAUGUUUUUAAUGUACUGGUUUACUCUGAAAAGCAAGUAAUAGUGAUUCAGGGAUAGUAGUAAGUGAUGUCAUUUCUCAGUGUCAUUGCUACAAGCUUGUUGGGGUUGGACUUCAGUAGGUCUGCACAGUGUGUGCCUACUGCUAACUAGUACCUCAGAAACAAAGCCUUAUUUAAGUCAUUAAAGUGAUUGUAGCCUUAAUAAUACUGAGAAAAAUCACUUCCUUGUCAGAUUUGUCCAAAUCCACUCUCCAAAGUAAAGGGUGGGAAGAGGGGAGGUCUCCCUCAGCCUGGCUGCUGCUUUUGCACUCUGAAUUAUUACUACACAUGCACUUCCGAUGUUGUGAUGCCUACAUCACCCAUACGCAUAUCCAUUUACUUUGAAAUAUAGGUAUGCCUAAAACUGUGUUGGACAGCUGAGAUGUGCAAAUUUUCACAUUUGGAGGUUGCUUUUUAAUAGUGUGGCCCUAUCUGUACCAGAAGGAUAGAAACUAUGCUAAGACAAUCUGGGUAAUGCUUGGGGAAAGGUUGGUAAAACAUUAAGAUGGUAGAUGAUAAUGAAGUGGCAUUUUGCACUCAGUGAAGCAUUGUGAAUACUUUUUAUGUUGCUAUAAAUAUGUACAAAUAGAAAAACACUGUAAAUAAAAAAGACCUUUUACUGAAGAA